This is a messenger RNA of Dimorphilus gyrociliatus, 508 nucleotides long. The record is from the annotation of a GenBank genome assembly. Lineage: Eukaryota; Metazoa; Annelida; Polychaeta; Dinophilidae.
AUAGUCUUAAAAACAAUUACAACUCACUUUGCUCACACAACUUGAAAGUAUACAGUAUUUGUUUCUCUUGUAGAAAAUGGGGUCUUUUGUUUCAAAAGCAAUGAAUGAGAAUUUUGAAAAGAUGCAGGCUGCGCAGGAAACUAUGCUACAGAGACAAAUCCAGAUGCAAAAUUAUAUGAGAGAAAGACAAAUGGCAAUGCAGUUGGCCAGGGCAAGAGAGAUGUUUUACUGGCUUUCAUCAUUCUAUGGAAUUUGUUCUGUAGGAAUGUUAGCUGGGUUUAUGAAAACAAAGAAGCCAGCUGCAAUUGCACCUUUUAUUCCUUUAACUUUCCUUGUCGCCUAUCAAUAUGAUCUUUGCUUUGGAUCAAAGAUGUACAGAAUAAGAGAAGAGGCAGAAAAAAUACUUGAGAACGAAAAGACCUCUUUAUAUUUGCCGGGUGAUGGUUUACCAACAGUUAAAACAUUAGAUAACCUGAGAAGCAUUGAUUAUAGAAGUUCAAAUAAAUAG